Molecule: messenger RNA, 1306 nt
Organism: Puntigrus tetrazona (Sumatra barb)
Lineage: Eukaryota; Metazoa; Chordata; Actinopteri; Cypriniformes; Cyprinidae
Gene: tatdn3l
Product: putative deoxyribonuclease TATDN3
Exons: 10
Coding region: 86-934 (282 amino acids)
Molecular function (GO): hydrolase activity, acting on ester bonds
Source: RefSeq, a predicted model, not a curated record
CGUCACAUCCGGUUCUGUUGUUUAUAUCUGCCAGCGCUGAUCCACGUGGGCUGCCGUUUUAAACGAUCGAAAAAAAUAUAAACCCAUGCAAGGAUAUAUCGACUGUCACUGUCAUAUAUCUGCCGAGGAUUUUGACAGCGACAUUGACGAUGUCGUCCAGGAGUCUAAAAAGGCCGGGCUUGUUGCCCUUGUCGCAGUAGCAGAGCACGCUGGCGAAUUUGAGAAAAUUAUACAGCUCUCGCAAAGGUUCCCCGGAUUCGUUAUGCCAUGCCUCGGAGUUCAUCCUGUCCAAGAUCCAGCACAACCCAGGGGUGCCUUACCCGAGGAUCUAGACGCGGCAUUACCCCUGAUCGACAAAUACAAAGAGUAUAUUGUGGCUAUCGGUGAGGUCGGUCUGGAUUUCACACCACGUGUAGUCAACAGUGACGCUGGGAAAGACGGUCAGAGACGGGUGCUUACCAGACAGGCUGAAAUCGCAAAGGAGCUGAAUCUGCCUCUGAAUGUGCACUCGAGAUCUGCCGGAAGACCAACCAUCCAUCUUCUGAAGGAGCUGGGUGUAGAGAACGCACUUCUUCAUGCAUUUGACGGAAAACCUUCGGUUGCGAUGGAGGGUGUAAAAGCUGGUUAUUUUUUCUCAAUACCUCCUUCCAUUGUCCGAAGUGAUCAGUUUAUCAGUCACACAUCGCAUGUUUGUCCACCUUUUUAUAAGAAGCAGAAGCUGGUGAAGCAGGUUCCUCUGGAGAGCAUGUGUUUAGAGACGGAUGCUCCUGCGCUCGGGCCUGAAAAACAGGUGAGGAACGUACCAAGCAAUAUCAGCAUCGGUGCGGAAUACAUUGCCAAAAUCAAAGGCGUUCCCUUGGAGAAGGUCAUAGAGGUCACUACCCAGAAUGCCCUGCGCCUCUUCCCCAGAUUAAAAACGUUUAUCAAAGCUUGACGUUGAAAGGGUCGUCCGCAAAGCUGCUGUGUUUGUUGUGCGACAAACUGCGAUCAAGUAGUUUUUUUUAAAUAAAGCGUUAUGUAUGCUGGGUUUAUUUUAGCCAGUGUUCCUUUAAAAAAAUGCCAUUUCCCAACAAAUAUUACUAAUGAAAUCAAAAAGCAUCACUCGCAAGAUGAUAAACGCUACGGCACAUGUAUCUGAUCAUCAUAACAUCACUGAUGAUCCUCUGAACAGAAACAAACGACAGGAACAGAUGGGAUAGAUAGGUAUAUGGCAAAAGUCUGAAUCAUUUUUAGUGCUUCUGAGAAGUGGAUGCAAUUAUUGAUCAAAAAUAUAAGUUUGUAAAAUAAAACUUUCUGUGUGAAUAUA